AUGGCUUCACGGGAAACUUCAGGCGUUCUCGAAUCAACGAGCCUCACAUCCUUGAAGGUGAUCAAUGGGCCGCCCACAUCUCUUCUCCCACCAUGGAAAAGACGCAAACUAUCUCAUACAGACGAUAUCGUCGACCAGACGUCUUCAUCCCAGACAGUAUUCACUGUCAAGGGGCACGCUUCAUCCCUGUCGGAUAACGAAUUCAAAUUAACCCCGAUCGAGUUUCUACCUCGCUCUGUAUUGCCAUUUUUAUGGCUCGAUGCAUCUACAGCGAUCCAGUCAAACAAUAUCUUCGCAAGCAACGAUGCGGUCUUGGAAGGAAUGUUCAACCGUCGAGACGGUGCAGAGGAACCAGAUGCCGAACCCCAAGUGCUAGCAACACGGUCACUUUCCAACGGCGCCAUAUACGUGAUAGAGCGGGUGAAGAGGGGAAUAUAUGCGAUGACAAAGCUUCAGUCCACAAUCGAGGAAGGUGAAAUCCGAGCUGCUGCAAAAGCGGCCACUGCUAUGACGUUGAAAAGGUUUCGAGUAUGGAGCACUGCGGAUGUAUCGAAAACAGAUAAACUCACCGAUGACUGGGACUGGAGGGAAGCAGCUCGAUUGCCAGAUCAUAUCCCCCAUUUUGAUUCGUUUGCUACAACGGGUAAACUGGAUGUCUCAAUAACGUUUGAGGAUUAUUGCAGGACCGAUCAUGAACCGGGCGCGGUUGAGAGUCAGGUAUACAUUGGGGAUUCGUUCCUGGCACUUGAUGGCAUCGGAUCUAAUAUGCAGGCACAUACCCGUACUCCGCCAGAGGAUAGUGUUCGAGCACCUCUGCUUGAAGCUGAGCAGGACAACGCGCCGCCCACACCAGAUGUCAUUAUGGAGAAUCUGAGAACCCAAUAUCUGGAAGCUCUGUACAUCUCAAAGACUUCCGUGGCAUACUUUGCCAAAGGUCCCUUAACGCGAUGCCGCAAUGCCUUUGCACAGUACAGCUCAGACAGUGAAGUGCCGAGCCUGUCCAGUCAAUACAGGGAAUCGAUAUUAUCAGUCAAGAAGAUGGAUGCCAAAUAUCGAGAGACGCUUCCGGUGAUUCUUCGCAAUAUGACGCUAUUACUAUCCGACGACGAGCGCCCAAAAAAGCGCAAAAGCAAGAAGAAGAAACUAGGCAAAAAUGGACUUUACUCUGGGGAAGAUGAAUUUCUGCAAAAGUACUGGAAGUCGCGACAGGUCUCAAAGAGUCAGGAUGGCAUGGAAGAGACCAAAGAAGAAGAGAUCAAACGACACAUUUCAGAUUUGCGAUUACGAGAGACGCAACUUCAAAUCCUCCUUAUUCUUGAAACUAUACAUCUUGAAAUGACCGGUGUAGCGCCGUCAAUUGAAGAUAGUAGAGGACAACAAAAACCAAACGGGACGAGCACAAAACGGUCAAAGUCUAAGAAAGAGGAAAAUCUGAAUCUUCUUCUUGAGCUUUUUAUCGAUCGACUUUGUAUCUGGCAUGCUAUCAGCGCAGGGGAGGGUAUUAUUGCCGAGUCUCUCAAAGAGACUACAAACAAUCAUCUUUCUGGAAAGAAAAUCGAGAGUGACGCUCUGCGAGAUUUCUGCAAUGAGGUCAUCAUUCCUUUCUAUGCCUCACGUCUCCCGGAUCAAUGCAAGACCAUCAAGAAGAAGCUGGGAGGUGCUAGUGAAGUUUCUCCAAGUCGUCCAGCAGCACCACCUAAACUAAAGACUUCUACAUCUUCUGCCUCUGCUUCUUCCUCGAAGCAUCAGUCCGGUGUCGCUGACGGACAGAAGACACAGCCGCAACAAAGGGCUCGCCGUACACUACAAAGAGUUCUCACUGAUGAACAGGCAUUCAGCGCUCAAAGAAGCCGGCAUCCAUCGCUGAUGAGAUCAAGCACUACACCAGCUCUACAAGAAGUCAAGGGGGAAUCAGUCGAACCGUCUCUACCGUCGCUAGGCGGUAGCGUGCGAGGUGGCAUUCAAGUAGCUAGACGCGUUGACAAACGCGAGGUUGACUUGAAUGCAGUAGCCAAGGUGCACGAGGCAAAACUCAAGAAGAUGAACACUCUGUUGGAGCAAAAGAAAGAACUUGAUGCUGCAAUCACUGCACUGCGAAAACCGAAUCGCGAACUAGUUUCCAAGGAAAUUGCUGAUCAAGCCGAGAAGAGGACCUCGUCGAGCUCGCGCAAAUCCAAGAAUCCAGUACGCAACCCACUUGGGCAAGGAGUACAGGUCAUGGCUACACCAAGGGGUACAAGAAAGAGAGACGUGGGCGCAGAUCAUCCGUCUCUUCCGCGCAGCUUCAUGAAAAACCCUUCUAGGACGAAGCAGGGAGGUGCAGAUGAAACAUCUCCAGAGCUAGGCAGUGGCAUCUCCCUUGUCCCUGGCUCUACUGUGCGGACCAGUGUGAUAACGAGCUCGGUUACAUCUAAGCGCAAGUUCAGCAGUAUAGCUGAAACCCCUUCUCGCGGAGCUUCGAAACGAUCCGACCCUUUGAGUACUAUGGACGAGCAUGAAAGUCUUUUGAUUAACACACCGGUUUCUGUUGUAUCUUCGAAACCGUGUACUAGGCAGCUCUUCAAAGUUCCCAAACUUCCUGUGAUGACGAAUCGGUCCACUGAUGAACGCCGACCACAGCCAGAGAACUCUCCAUUUGGCAAUGACGUUACUAUCAGCAUGGAGAGUACGGCAUCAAUCGACCAAACACCACCAGCAAAGAACAAAACAUUUCAUAUCCAAGAACAAGGACUCUCCGCCCCAAAGGCGAUGACGACACCUUCAUCCCCUGGACCUGUUUUCGAGACGCCUAUUAAAGGGAAGCUACAAAGGGUGACACAAAACGAUCCCACCGAGAUAAUUCAGAGUACGCCUGUAAAGUCUAUAUAUGAGGCAUUGGGUUGGAACGAUGAUGACGAUGAGUUAGCUCUUUGA
Molecule: messenger RNA, 2913 nt
Organism: Talaromyces stipitatus ATCC 10500
Lineage: Eukaryota; Fungi; Ascomycota; Eurotiomycetes; Eurotiales; Trichocomaceae
Exons: 2
Coding region: 1-2913 (970 amino acids)
Biological process (GO): DNA replication initiation
Cellular component (GO): DNA replication preinitiation complex
Source: RefSeq, a predicted model, not a curated record